AUGGCCUUCUACAAGACGAAACACCACACGCUGCUAGAGGCUCAAGUCCCUAACCCCGGCAUCUGCGUGCCGUCGGCGUUUCAACUGGCCAACGGUUUGCUUGACCAGGCUUUCGACAAGUCUGUUCAGCAGUUGACGCUGCGACUUUCGGGUCUCGUUGUAACUUUGGAGACGGAUGCGUGGACUGACAUCAAUGGCAUGGCUGUUACCAACUAUAUAGCAGUUAGUGUAUCGCUUUCAUUCUUCUUGGUGUUGUGGUGGAGUGGGAUUCGCAAAAUCGCGUUGCGAUCCACUCAGACACACAGUGCCCUGGACUGCCGACUGACGGAGGGGGUACUCCGAUAA
This is a messenger RNA of Phytophthora nicotianae INRA-310, 345 nucleotides long. RefSeq lists its product as hypothetical. The coding region runs from base 1 to 345 and encodes 114 amino acids. NCBI's taxonomy places the organism in Eukaryota, Oomycota, Peronosporomycetes, Peronosporales, Peronosporaceae. The transcript has a single exon. The record is from RefSeq and is a predicted model, not a curated record.